This is a messenger RNA of Hemibagrus wyckioides, 5631 nucleotides long. It is a transcript of the gene slc4a4a, whose product is annotated as solute carrier family 4 member 4a. The transcript is spliced from 27 exons. The record is from RefSeq and is a predicted model, not a curated record. Bases 37 to 3414 code for a protein of 1125 amino acids. NCBI's taxonomy places the organism in Eukaryota, Metazoa, Chordata, Actinopteri, Siluriformes, Bagridae. Gene Ontology annotation, cellular component: basolateral plasma membrane; plasma membrane. Gene Ontology annotation, molecular function: monoatomic anion transmembrane transporter activity; sodium:bicarbonate symporter activity; solute:inorganic anion antiporter activity. Gene Ontology annotation, biological process: bicarbonate transport; regulation of intracellular pH; transmembrane transport.
AGCCGGAAUAUAGUGAGCUCACGUGUAAACCGCUGCAUGUGUUUACUUCGGCUUUCAAGUGCUUGUAAUCGUGAAGUACCAAAAUAUGCACCAGACGUCAUUUUGCUUUUUGCUUCUUCUAGCAGUCUCGGAAGAGGAACAGCUGGAGUAAAUCGUCCAGUUUUAGAAAUGAGCGGCGCAAAGACCAAGAUGGAAGACGAGGCCGUGUUGGACAGAGGGGCGUCCUUUCUCAAACAUGUGUGCGAUGAGGAGGAAGUCGAAGGCCACCACACCAUCUACAUCGGUGUACAUGUACCGAAGAGCUACAGACGACGGAGACGCCAUCGCCGGCGCACCAGCCACAAGGAGAGGAAGGAAAAGGUGACAGAGCAAACAGAGGAAACGAGCAGCAGCAUCCUCAAACCCACGGAUAACACAUGGGGAAGCAGUUCUUUUCCAGUUUCUCCAGCAGCUGAACGCAUUCGCUUCAUCCUGGGAGAGGACGAUGAUGGGCCAGCGCCUCCGCAGCUUUUCACAGAGCUGGAUGAACUCCUCGCUGAGGAUGGCCAGGAGAUGGAAUGGAAGGAGACAGCCAGGUGGAUCAAGUUUGAAGAAAAGGUGGAAAAGGGUGGAGAGCGCUGGAGCAAACCUCACGUGGCGACACUCUCCUUGCACAGUCUGUUUGAACUCAGAACAUGUAUAGAGAAAGGUACCAUCAUGCUGGAUCUGGAAGCUUCCACUCUGCCUCAGGUUGUGGAGAUGAUUACAGACAAUCAGAUUGAUACCGGCCUUUUGAAGGCAGACUUGAGGGAUAAAGUCACCUAUACCUUGCUGAGGAAGCAUCGUCACCAAACCAAGAAAUCCAACCUGCGCUCCCUGGCCGACAUCGGCAAGACGGUCUCCAGUGCAAGUAGGAUGUUUUCCAACACGGAUAAUGGUAGUCCUGCCACUGCACAUCGAAACCUGAAGUCAAGCAGCAUGAAUGAUAUCUCUGAUAAGCCAGAAAAGGAUCAGCUGAAGAACAAAUUUAUGAAGAAGUUGCCCAGGGAUGCCGAAGCCUCCAAUGUACUAGUCGGGGAAGUGGACUUUCUAGAUGCACCCUUUGUGGCCUUUGUGAGGCUGCAGCAGGCCGUCAUGCUGGGAGCACUAACAGAAGUGCCAGUACCAACCAGGUUCCUUUUUAUUCUUCUUGGCCCCAAAGGCAAAGGCAAGUCGUAUCAUGAAAUUGGUAGAGCCAUUGCCACCCUUAUGUCUGAUGAGGUUUUCCAUGAUAUUGCAUACAAAGCCAAGGACAGACAAGACCUGCUUGCUGGCAUUGAUGAGUUCUUGGAUGAAGUCAUCGUCCUUCCACCUGGUGAAUGGGACCCUGCCAUCAGGAUAGAACCUCCAAAAUCCCUCCCAUCUUCAGACAAAAGGAAGAACAUGUACGCCGGAGGGGACAACACACAGAUGAAUGGAGACACGCCUCAUGACGGAGGCCACGGUGGUGGAGGACACGCCAUCGGUGAAGAGCUGAAAAAGACAGGGCGUUUUUGUGGAGGCCUUAUACUUGACAUUAAAAGGAAAGCCCCGUUCUUUGCCAGUGAUUUCUACGAUGCACUGCACAUCCAGUCUCUGUCUGCCAUCCUGUUCAUCUACUUGGGAACAGUCACCAAUGCAAUCACGUUCGGAGGUCUGCUGGGAGAUGCCACAGAAAACAUGCAGGGCGUGCUGGAGAGUUUUCUGGGAACAGCCGUGACUGGAGCUGUCUUCUGCCUCUUAGCUGGACAGCCGCUAACCAUCCUCAGCAGUACAGGUCCAGUACUCGUGUUUGAGAGACUCCUGUUCAACUUUAGCAGAGAUAACGCGUUUGAUUACCUGGAGUUCCGGUUGUGGAUAGGUCUGUGGUCAGCCUUCUUCCUCCUGCUGUUGGUGGCCACAGAUGCCAGUUUCCUGGUGCAAUACUUCACGCGCUUCACAGAAGAAGGCUUUUCUUCGCUCAUCAGCUUCAUCUUCAUCUACGACUCCUUCAAGAAGAUGCUGAAGCUUGCACACCACUAUCCCAUCAAUUCUGAAUACAAAGUCGACCAUGUCACGCAGUAUGACUGCAUGUGCAUGGCACCCACUAUAGUAAACAAUACAAACGUGUUCACAGACUCAAUAGAUGGGACGUCUAUAUGGUUCUACAACUACACCGAUCUACCCUUAAAUGCUACCUGGUCCUCCCUGACAAAGAAGGAAUGCCUGAAGUACGGUGGAGAGUUGGUGGGAAAAGCCUGCGAUUAUGUGCCCGACAUCACCCUCAUGUCCUUCAUCCUGUUUUUUGGCACCUACACCUGCUCUAUGUGUUUAAAGAAGUUUAAGUUCAGUCCCUUUUUCCCCACCACGGUGAGGAAACUCAUCAGUGACUUUGCCAUCAUUUUGGCCAUCCUGAUUUUCUGCUGUGUUGAUGCUUUGGUAGGAGUCGAUACACCAAAGCUAAUUGUGCCAACUGAAUUUAAGCCAACAAGCCCAGAUCGCGGCUGGUUUGUGAAACCAUUUGGAGGCAACCCCUGGUGGGUUUACCUGGCAUCAGCCCUGCCUGCUCUGCUGGUCACCAUUCUGCUAUUCAUGGACCAGCAGAUCACAGCUGUCAUCGUGAACCGGAAGGAGCACAAACUGAAGAAAGGUGCAGGCUAUCAUUUGGACCUGUUCUGGGUGGGUGUAUUGAUUGCGCUGUGUUCCUUCAUGGGUCUGCCUUGGUACGUGGCUGCUACCGUCAUCUCCAUUGCCCACAUAGACAGCCUGAAGAUGGAGACGGAAACCUCAGCCCCGGGGGAGCAACCCAAAUUUUUGGGUGUCAGGGAGCAGAGGGUAACUGGUGUUUGUGUGUUCCUUCUUACCGGACUCUCUGUCUUCAUGUCUCCAAUUCUUAAGUUCAUCCCCAUGCCUGUCCUCUAUGGAGUCUUCCUCUACAUGGGUGUGGCCUCGCUCAAUGGAGUACAGUUCAUGGACCGCCUGAAGCUGCUUCUGAUGCCUGCCAAGCACCAGCCAGACCUGAUCUACCUGCGGCAUGUGCCACUGCGCAAAGUUCACCUCUUCACCUUCGUCCAGCUGCUGUGCCUGGCUCUGCUGUGGAUCCUCAAGUCCACCGUGGCUGCCAUCAUCUUCCCUGUCAUGAUCCUAGCUUUGGUGGCUGUGAGGAAGGCUAUGGACUAUGUCUUCUCUCAGCAUGACCUCAGCUUCCUGGAUGAUGUAAUACCAGAAAAGGACAAAAAGAAGAAGGAAGAUGAGAAGAAAAAGAAGAAGAAGUCAAGAGACAGCUUAGACAGUGACGUAGAUGAGUCUGAUUAUCCAUUCAACGAGAAGGUACCCAGCAUUAAAAUCCCCAUGGAUAUGAUGGAACAGGAGCCUUUUUUAGGGGAUAAGGCCUCUGAGAGAGAAAAGCCGUUCCUUGAUCGGUACACGUCGUGUUAAUAGAAGGCGCUACUAUGAAGACAGUCCGAUAUCAAGUCCAGAGAGAAUACCACUAAAUGUGCCUCAGAUUAGAAUAGACUACGGUUCAGACAAUGAAGACAGUGACUACUUCUGGAAGAGUCGAGGGUCCGAGGCGUAAUUUUAGCUUCUCCCUCCGCCGGCCUAUUUAGCGAAUAACAAACUUAAAAAAUGAUGAAUCUACUUGGAUGGAAAGCUGUCUUGAUCAAGGGAAAUUUUUUUAAAGGCAUUUUCAUUUGCCUGCCUGCCUGCGUGGAUACAUUCCAUUCCAGUACAACAUCUGGACUCUCAUCUUCACGGAUGCCAUUUUUUAAACCUUCUUUUGUUUUUGUUUCACAUGACCAAGCUCACUCAUUUUUUUUUUUUUUUGUUCGCUUACUUCUUAAGAACACUGGCUGACAUAAUAAUUCCUACUACUAUGCAAUUCAUAUGCAGUUCAUUCUUGUGUUGAUCAACUGAAAAUGCUGUACAUGGUUUAUGACCACACAUGGAGAGAAAAAAACUCCUCCAUUCUUUUCUUUUGUAUAAGGAAUUACCAUUUUCCUGUAGCAGGAAAAUUAAUAUUUUGAUUUUUUAUUUUUAUUUUGUAGUUCUACCUCUAUAGACGGAAGGAAUUGUGUAAGAAAAAAAAUACAAAAAAAAUGAGAAUUGAGGUGUUGAUUUUUUUUUUUUACUCAGCAUGGGUUUUAAUGUUAUCCUGCCUACUGUACCUUCUGAACACAAUAUUGAACAAAAAACAAAUUGAAGCAUUACACUGUAUUAUUAUAUAAUGGAGAAGAAUAGUACCUAAAUGUUUUAACCCUUCAGUCGUGUUGAUUUCUACUGAUCUUCCAUUUAAUACAGUAUUACAUUUGAUCCCUUUCAGAGUGAUUAAAUAAUUAAAAAAAAAAAAAAGUACAGGUUUAUGCAAAGAGAUCUAAGCUAAUCAAUUAACCAAAUAUCAGUCUUUCUCUUUCUUCUUUAUACAUUGCACUAUGGUGGUAUUACUCAACCACAUCUGGUUAUUACAGCCAUUAUCGUCUUCCUGCUGUUCAACCGAAUAACUUUCUAAAGUGACUUAAUGAAGAAUCACAAUAAAAAUAAAAAUAAAAGUAAUUGCUAAUAAUUUUGAGAUGGUCAUAUUUGUAAUGAACUAUAAACGCGUUCAUAUCACGUUAUAAUGCAAGGCAUUGCACACCGUAAUUACUUAUAAAAACCUUGAGUAUCAGCAGAUAUCCUUAGCAUUCUGGGGAAAAAACCUAGCUAAAAUCAGAACUUACACAGAAGUAUUCCGUUAAGCUCUUAUACAAUUAAUCACUUACAAAUGUAAAAAAAAUAAAUCUAUCUAUCUAUCUACCUAUCUAUCUAUCCAUCCAUCCAUCCAUCCAUCCAUCCAUCCAUCCCUCUCUCUGUCUUUCUAUUUAUAUAUCUGAAAAGAUUUCCUGUUGGAAAGAAAAAAAUCCCAAUUCCAGCAGACAUUUCCGUUUGUUUUCCAAUUUCCAGGUUUCCACUUCUUCCCAAACCUUAUUUGCCAGUAAUAUUUAAUAAACCCUCCAUAUAGUGCAUUCUGUAAUAAAUAUAGGAAUGCAUUAUAGCCGUUGCUAUAAAUAAUAAUGACAAUCCAUAAAUAAUUAACAAUAACAACGUGCAUAUUGUUUCUGAACGCAUUAUAACCCAUUAUGAAUGUAUUCAUAGGACAGUAUACAUAUGACCCCUACAGAAAUGGUUAAAUUCACCUUUUGUGAAGCCUGUAUUCAUAAAGCUUUUUUUUUUUAAAAAAAAGCCUAACUUUCCCUUUCAUAUCCCAUAUAAUCAAUAAAUCCUGCCCGGGAGUCCAAGAGAUCGCUGUGUCACUAGUCGAUCAUGGAUGUUUGUGGAAGAACCUUGAUAGAGCUUUCCUCCAGUGUGAGCAGUAGUUGUGGUUGGCUGUCUUCACAUGUCUCAGAGGAAGCACCCUCUCUGGUGGGCAGCAGUCAUAUGAUAGAGGAGAGCUUUCUGGCGGCUGGGAUUUGGCUUAAAUAGAAGGGGAAAAAAAUCAGUGAUUUAUAAUGCAAUAAAGCCACUGAUACUGACCUUUCUAGUCUGUAUGCUGUUAUGCUUGAUUAGUGUGUAAUUACACUGAGUGCUAAAAGCAAAUAUAUUAUUGUAGGACCAAUGUCUGAUCUAAAUACCUGAAUUUAAUUCUCCAUGCCCCGGGGCAUUAACACCAUGAGCCAUGAA